AUGUCCCACAUUCAAAUAAUUGAUCAUUAAUCAAAUAGUACCGAUCACUCUUUUGAAAAUCUGUCUGAUUAAAAUUCUGAAGAAUCCUUUGAAAUUGUCUAAAGAAAAUAGAGAAUCAAAAAAUGCUAUUAAGAUGAGGAACCACUUAAAAAGAAGAAGGAUUUAUGUAGAAAUUACUAAAUUUAUGGUUGUUGUAAAUAUGGAGAUCAAGUAAUAUUGUUUAAAUCUUAAUUAGUGUUUUUUUAUUCAUACACCCGCAAAAACUGAAAAUAGUCUCUAUUCAUCAACAUCCAUUAAGACUAAGCCAUGUAAACGUUAUUUUAGUGGUUAAUGUUCUUUUGGGACUAAAUGUUAGUUUUUACAUAAUGAAUGUAUUGAUCUUGUAGAAUAAAGGGAAUUUGUAGAAAAGUAAUUUAAAGAUUUAAAAUUAAUGGUUCCUUUGCAUCCAAGUAUGUUUAUAUAGAUAAUUUUUAGAAAAACUAGAUUAAUCUAUUAGAUUUGAUUUAUAAAGAUUUCAUCAUCUUUACAAAAUUUUUGGAAGGAAACUAAACUUUAAAAGAGAUGAUUUAGUUAUAAAUAGUUGUAAAAGGUAUUGAUUUAAUUAAUAAAUAGUCGAUUAAAGAUAUUUAUAUCAAUUUGUAGAAAAUAAGAUAGAUUUGAAUAAUUGUUAAUGUCUAAUUAAACAAGUAGAAAGGAGAGUGAGCAAUCUUGA
Messenger RNA from Paramecium pentaurelia, 712 nucleotides. NCBI's taxonomy places the organism in Eukaryota, Ciliophora, Oligohymenophorea, Peniculida, Parameciidae. The record is from the annotation of a GenBank genome assembly.